Molecule: messenger RNA, 3034 nt
Organism: Gryllus bimaculatus (two-spotted cricket)
Lineage: Eukaryota; Metazoa; Arthropoda; Insecta; Orthoptera; Gryllidae
Source: the annotation of a GenBank genome assembly
AUGUACGUAUCACAUACAGUGGUACUGUUAGCACUACUAUGUUGCGACAAAUCUCGCGCAGGAAACGAAGAUCUAACUAUCCCCAGUUUUACUGUCACCAAGUGCUGCAAGAAGGGACAACAACUUGACAAGACAGGUGAGCACUGUGUUCAGAGACCAGGCUGGCACGUGUCGUCUACAGGACAGGAGUUAAUGCGGCGUCCAAUGGAAGACAGCAGUGCCUACUGGGUGCCGUCUUUUCCUCGGAACGUUAGCAUCGUAGUUUUGUACGGUGAGACGAAAGCUGAUUGGAGAGCUCCAUAUAUGGACGCCACUGAUACAUUAGUCCAGCGAUUUCUAAAUAUCCAGUACCAAGAAGAAGAGUUCGAACUGAGCCCGUUUCAGGGUCGGGUAGACCCUUCGUCAGUUCGUGACCAGACGGUUUGUUUCGACGCAUUGGACGGGUCUCCACAACAAAUCGUUUUCGUCACUUCAGUGUUCCUUAGAUCGUUGUUUAAGUGUUGCGGAAAGGGGCAACGGAUUAACUGGAACACCAACGAGUGUGGCUCAAAAGCUGAGACCGAACUUCAAAAUGUUCAUGAAGAAAUACUCACACCGUUCGAAAAUAAUGGCAGUCACUGGCUCCCCGAACAAAUGAGAUCUAAUGUAGUGAGAGUUCUUUAUGGACAUCAUCCUCCGUACCAAUGCAACAUUCGCUUAAAUGCAGAUAGCAACUCCUGGCGUUUGCUUCGUCACUCUAACGUGUAUAAACUGUGGGUGAACACAAGUGGUUCGACAAAAACCACAGGGGGCGUUAGUAGGUUUUACUGCUUUGAUGAAGUAGAGGAAGGGCCGUUCUCGCGAAUUGCAAUGGCACUCGUCGCGCACGUCACCAAAUGUUGCGCCCGCGGGAAGACUUUCAGUGCCAAAGACAGCGCCUGCGCAAAAUCUUACGAUACAAGACAAAGUGUGGACUUUGAAGUGAUAAAUGUGAGCGCUAAUUUUUCACAUUCUGUGCCUUACUGGAUUCCUCCGCAACUACAUCAUUCCGGGUCACAGAUUACCGUCAAAUACGGCGACAAUUGGCAGCUCGACUCGCGGGCUAUUUUUUGGGCGGACGAUACAACGCAGUGGAGAAUCAAGUACCAGGAGUAUGAAGAACCGACUUUAGUGUUAACCCUAGUGCUGCCCUCGGGAGAUAAACGUAUUCUACGCACUCGUGAAUUUUGCUUCGAUGUUUUCGAUGAUCGUUUUAUGAAACCUAGAGUCAUUAUGGCGACACUUCCCUCUAAAGACGUUCACACUGUUUUCAAAUGUUGCUCCUUAGGAUGUCGGCUUUCAGAAAUGGGAUUCUGCGAAAGUAACUCUGGCGAUGAUUGGUCCCCUAAGCUUCUAACGGGUCCAAAAUACGUAGAAAAACCUGUAGUCAUGAAUGUUCACAAACUGGCCUACUGCAGAGAAAUCGCUUUUCAAGUCAUUCGAUCUCUCUCUGAAAAAGAAUUCGAGCUAGCGGAUGAGUUUCCUGGCUUAAAAACGUCAAAGAUGCAGUUCUGCUAUGAUAUGCAGCCUUCGGAGAAGGGUGACAAUAAAGGAGUGUUGGCGUACUGCAACGUGCUGCCAACCCUUCCCUUGUAUAUGAGAAUACGCCCACUGCAGGUAGUGGUAGCAGCCGUCCUUUUGGGGGCAGCUGUGGCCGCCAUUUUGAGAAGAGAGGACAUGCGACGGUCAGCACACGGCCUAGCGCUGGCUUUGCACGCAGCCUGUCUCAUGGUGUCCAACGCCUUGCAAGCCAUUUGGUUCUUUACGUCCAUUCCAAGCGCAGAAUGUGAUUUGUACGCUUACUCUAUCUACUUCUUUCUGAUGGCCAGCGCAUUAUGGUUGAAUGCAGUGGCAGCAAACAUGGCGUGCAGAUUUCGGCAACCUCUUGGGGUGCUAGCAAGUCGAAAUGGCGAUGGCUGGCGUCGCCUGGCUGUACUCUCAGCUUAUGUUUGGGGUGUCUCCAUCGCUAUGACCACCUUCUCCAUCUGCAUGGAUCGAAGUGACGAGAUGAUAGAGAAAGGCAUCAUUACGUCUUCGUUUUUUGAAACACGGACGUGUCGGUUUGAUCAAGCCAUUGCCAUUAAGGUCAGAGCUCCUGAUUUCAUUGCCAAAAAAUUGAACCACGACAUGGGCUCAUUGCUGUACUAUUACGUGCCAUGUGCGCUCUUGGUAUUUGCCAACUGUGUGUAUUUGUGGCUCACUUGGAGAAAGAUCAGGGAGUUGGGAGAAGACUCCUCCCUUCUGCAAAGUACUUCUAGUUCUCUCCGCAGCUCUUUGCUUUACGUCAAGUUGCUUCUGUCGGCGGGAGUGCUGGACCUGGUGCUGGAGAUGAUUGCGUGGGGCAUAAGACCUCGAAGUUUGGCGAAAGGCGGGGACUUCAUCGGCUUUUACGUUCAACUGACGGAGAACGCCCUUCUGUUCGCCAUCUUGGCGACGUUCGUGGACCUUGUGAGAGCCGCGGCUGUGCUGUGGCUGUGCGUGGGCCAGUGGGGGUGGUUGGGCAGAGCGUGGAGGUGGCUCCGGGAGAGACUGCCUUGGAGGAAGGGCACCGCCUACCAAGUGGAGGAGACCAGUAAAUCGUCCUGUGUGCUAACACCUCAAACAAUGUCGGAAAAUAACGAAGAAUCAACUGCAACUAGUAUUAUGUAAUUAAACUAGCUAAAAUGCUAUUUUCCCCCUCUAUCUUUAUUUUUGGCCGCAUCAACGACUAAGGCUAUAAGUGACUACAAUGAUUUAUAUCACGUGUUUCGACAAUUAUGAUUUCAUCCAUUAUUACAUUAACAUAAGUAUCAUAACAUAGUAUAGCAUCACGUAUUAUUUAUUUUACACAACAUAAUCAUAUAGUAUCAUCAGGGUAGGAUAACAACAUAUCUCGAAGUCAUGAUUCUGCUAUCAGUGUUAUAUUUAUUGAAUGUCAUUUAAUGUAUUUUUUUUGGUUAAAUUUGACAAUCUGAUUCUCAAUGGGGAUAGACUACAGGAUUUUCUGUCUCAUUCGGAUUAAAAUACGUUAUUAUAA